CAUUCAUUCAAUAACAUGACGGUUUGUCGGUUAGUUGGUUCACGACUUUUUUCUCGUUCGCGGGUCGCAUAAAUGACAGGCGAAAUGAACGCGCAAAACAUAACGAACUUAUUCGAAAUUUAAAUCGAUUUGACAGUUGAUUAUUAUAAAUAUAAUCUGACGUUUGCAAUCUUGCGUUUUUAUGUCUUGAAAUAACUUAUUUGUGUCGAUAUUUGAGUGGAAGUGGAGUGUUUAUUUAUAAAAUGUUAUGGUGAUUGGAAAUGCUUGUGGGUGAACAGUCUCCGGCGCCCAGGGUGGUAGCCGGCUUGCUGAAACUUCGACCUGAACUGACGCCAGGACCAUUUCCUACUCCUGCAGACCCAAAUCUUCGGAUAUCAGGAGUGCUCCGCCAGUACUACAAUGAGGACACCCAGUCGUGGGCGUGGGUGCACGCGGCGGUACGCGGCGGCUGCCUGCUCGCGUGUCGCGACGGUACGCUGCCCCGCCGCUCCGCUGCUCGCCUGCCGCUGCGUCACCUGCACCUGCGUGCUGCCGCCACGCUGCCCAACGCCUUCCAGCUGUCGCGACUGCGGGACGACGCCUCCAUUGCCACGUUCCAGGCUUGCAAUGCGACGGAUUACGCCCGAUGGGUACGAGCACUGUGCGUUGAAAUACUUGGGCAGACACCGUUACCACAAGUUAGAUUUUUGGACGUGUUACCAGCAGCGGACACGUGUAGUAAGGAACCAAAGAAAGAACCCCUUCAGGAGACGCCUGCCUGUCCUCCUAGACCGCCGCCGAGGGCGCGGAGAAGGCUCCUGGCAGCCACAGAGACGCAGCUACCUCGGCGAGACCACUCCCCUGUCGCUACGGACGAGGGCAUCGUAGUAGAAGACUACGAUUAUGAUUCAUCGUCCGAUCGCAGUCUCGACCUAUCCCUUUCUCUCGACGCUCUGAAAACAAUAGACGUUGUCGAUGCGCCCGUGCGGAAAGCUGAGAUCAUCAAAUGCGACAACUGCAGCAAAUUGAACUCGAUUCCGCCGCAGCAUCACACGUUACCGCGUGCGAGGGCGAACGAUAAUGAAAUAGGUCGACACCGGUAUCUGAAAAGAUGGGAGGGUCCAAUGGGCAGACCGGACAGAGGCAGAUUUGUGGAAGCAGCUAGGAGAAAGGCGGCUUCGUUGGAGAAUCGGGCGAGGUCGUGUUCGCCGAAUGCUCACGAAGCUGUGUCUCAAUACGUGCCAGUGCGGGAGAGGCGCGCCUUGUUCGAAUCGUUGUCGCAGAGCGGUGGUAGCUUGGCGCGGAGUAGCGAGCAGCUGGCUCGGCCGCCGCCGGCGAUGGAGACGACGCCGCGCCGUGCCGCGUCGCUGCACGACCUCCAAGCACCGCCGACGAGGUCAGUGAGCGACUUGCGGCAGUUCUUCGAGGCGGUGGCGCGCGGCGCGGGCCCUUGCCUGCAGCGUCACAGCGCUCCCCCCAACCCUGUGCCGCGCGCCUUCACGUCGCUCACCUGUGCUUGAUCGAACUCUUUGUACAUAUUGUAUAUAGGACUCACGGCGUUGACCGCCGCUCGUCUAAGUCGUUUGUUUUAAGACUGUUAAAAGUAUUGUUAUAAAGUACCUAAUAUAAACGUAUUAACUA
Molecule: messenger RNA, 1620 nt
Organism: Bicyclus anynana (squinting bush brown)
Lineage: Eukaryota; Metazoa; Arthropoda; Insecta; Lepidoptera; Nymphalidae
Exons: 3
Coding region: 261-1499 (412 amino acids)
Source: RefSeq, a predicted model, not a curated record